GACCAGGACAAAUGGACACUACUCCGCAACGUCAACCAGGUCCUGAAGCCCACGACCAUUUUAGCGGGGGAUUAUGUGUGGAUGGACCUCAAAACUGGACGGGAAUUCGAUGUCCCCAUUGGAGCGGUGGUUAAACUGUGUGACUCCGGACAGAUCCAGGUUCUGGAUGAUGAAGGCAAUGAGCACUGGAUUUCCCCACAGAAUGCCAGCCACAUAAAACCCAUGCACCCCACCUCCAUCCAUGGAGUGGAGGACAUGAUCCGUCUGGGGGACCUGAACGAGGCAGGAAUUCUCAGGAACCUGCUGAUCCGCUAUCGGGAGCAUCUCAUCUAUACAUACACUGGUUCAAUACUGGUGGCAGUAAACCCCUACCAGCUCCUACCUAUCUACUCACCUGAGCAGAUACGCCUGUACACCAACAAAAAGAUUGGUGAGAUGCCACCACACAUCUUCGCAAUUGCUGACAACUGCUACUUCAACAUGCAGCGCAACAACAAGGACCAGUGUUGUAUCAUAAGUGGUGAAUCCGGAGCAGGAAAGACAGAAAGCACAAAACUGAUUCUGCAAUUCCUGGCAGCAAUCAGUGGUCAGCACUCUUGGAUUGAGCAACAGGUCCUGGAGGCAAAUCCCAUCUUGGAAGCUUUUGGGAAUGCAAAGACCAUCCGUAAUGACAAUUCCAGCCGAUUCGGGAAGUACAUUGACAUCCACUUCAACAAACGGGGAGCCAUCGAGGGGGCAAAGAUUGAGCAGUACCUGCUGGAGAAGUCCCGGGUCUGCAGGCAGGCCCCAGAUGAGAGGAAUUACCAUGUAUUCUAUUGCAUGCUGAGAGGAAUGACAAUAGAGCAGAAGAAGAAGCUGGGUCUUGGGAAAGCCACGGACUACAACUAUCUGGCGAUGGGUAACUGCACAACCUGUGAUGGCAGAGAUGAUAGCAAGGAGUAUGCCAAUAUCCGCUCAGCUAUGAAAGUCCUCAUGUUCACUGACACAGAGAACUGGGAGAUCUCCAAGCUGUUGGCUUCCAUCCUGCACAUGGGCAACCUGCAGUACGAAGCUCGCACCUAUGACAACCUGGAUGCCUGCGAGGUUGUUCAGUCAGCAUCCCUAAUCACUGCAGCAUCAUUGCUGGAGGUUGAGCCUCAGGAUGUGAUGAACUGCCUUACCAGCCGGACUAUAAUCACCAGGGGUGAGACUGUCUCCACCCCUCUCAGCAUGGAACAAGCGCUGGAUGUGAGGGAUGCUUUUGUAAAGGGAAUUUAUGGACGACUUUUUGUGUGGAUUGUGGAGAAGAUCAAUGCUGCAAUUUACAGACCUCCUUCACAGGAACUCAAAAGUAUGAGGAGAUCCAUUGGCCUUCUUGACAUCUUUGGCUUUGAGAACUUCAGUGUGAACAGUUUUGAACAGCUUUGCAUUAACUUUGCAAAUGAAAACCUGCAGCAGUUCUUUGUGCGCCAUGUCUUCAAACUAGAGCAGGAGGAGUACAACCUGGAGAACAUCAACUGGCAGCACAUCGAAUUCACUGAUAACCAGGAUGCCUUGGACAUGAUCGCUAUCAAGCCCAUGAACAUCAUCUCCCUCAUUGAUGAGGAGAGCAAGUUCCCCAAGGGUACAGAUGCCACCAUGUUACACAAGCUGAACUCCCAGCACAAGCUUAAUACCAACUAUAUUCCUCCGAAGAAUAACUAUGAAACCCAGUUUGGCAUUAACCACUUUGCUGGAAUUGUUUACUACGAAACUAAAGGUUUCUUGGAGAAAAACAGGGACACGCUGCAUGGAGACAUCAUUCAGCUGGUGCAUUCCUCAAAAAACAAAUUCAUCAAGCAGAUCUUCCAAGCAGAUGUGGCAAUGGGAGCGGAGACGAGGAAGCGCUCGCCGACGCUCAGCAGCCAGUUCAAGCGAUCCCUGGAGCUGUUGAUGAGGACUCUCAGCGUGUGCCAGCCCUUUUUUGUCCGCUGCAUCAAGCCCAAUGAGUACAAGAAGCCCAUGCUGUUUGAUCGGGAGCUGUGUGUCCGUCAGCUGAGGUACUCUGGGAUGAUGGAGACAAUCCGCAUCCGCCGAGCUGGAUACCCCAUCCGCUACACCUUUGUGGAGUUUGUGGACCGUUACCGAGUGCUCAUGCCUGGGGUGAAGCCAGCAUACAAGCAGGGCGACCUGCGUGGGACAUGCCAGCGCAUUGCUGAAGCAGUGCUUGGGAAGGAUGAUGACUGGCAGAUUGGCAAAACAAAGAUAUUCCUGAAGGACCACCAUGACAUGCUGCUGGAGAUCGAGCGAGACAAGGCCAUCACGGACAAAGUCAUCCUCAUCCAGAAGGUGGUCCGUGGGUAUAAAGACAGGUCCAAUUUCCUGAAAGUGAGAAAUUCAGUCCUGAUGAUUCAGAGAUACUGGCGUGGACAUAACUGCAGGAAGAAGUAUGGUGCUAUGCGGAUUGGCUUCCUGAGACUGCAGGCCCUGUACCGAUCCCGCAAGCUCCAUAAGCAGUACCACAUGGCUCGCCGGCGGAUCAUCGAGUUUCAGGCCCGAUGCCGUGGCUACCGGGACCGCCACCGCCUCUGGGCUGUCCUCACUGUCCAGGCCUAUGCCCGGGGCAUGAUUGCCCGAAGGCUGUAUAAGCGCCUCCGGGGGGAAUAUCAUCGACGCCUGGAAGCAGAGAAACUUCGGCUGGCAGAAGAGGAACGAUUCCGAAAGGAGAUGAGUGCCAAGAAAGCCAAAGAGGAAGCAGAAAAGAAACACCAAGUUCGCCUGGCCCAGCUGGCACGGGAAGAUGCAGAGAGAGAAGUAAAAGAGAAGGAGGAAGCACGUCGGAAGAAAGAGCUCUUAGAAAAAAUGGAGAAAGCUCGUAACGAGCCAGUGAAUGACUCAGAAAUGGUGGACAAGAUGUUUGGAUUCCUGGGGACAACAUCCUCCCUGCCUGGCCAGGAAGGACAGGCACCCAAUGGCUUUGAGGAUCUUGAGCAAGUCCAGAAGGAGCUGGAGGAAGAGGACCUGGAUGCAGCAUUGCCUCUCCCUGAGGAAGAGGAGGAAGAUCUCUCAGAGUACAAAUUUGCCAAGUUUGCUGCCACAUAUUUCCAGGGCACGACCACACACACGUACAUCCGCCGGCCUCUCAAGCAGCCUCUCUUGUACCAUGAAGAUGAAGGAGACCAGUUGGCAGCACUCGCUGUGUGGAUCACUAUCCUCCGUUUCAUGGGAGACCUCCCUGAGCCGAAGUAUCACACAGCCAUGAGUGAUGGUGGGGAGAAGAUACCAGUGAUGACAAAAAUCUAUGAGACUCUUGGGAAGAAGACCUAUAAGAAAGAACUGCAGGCUCUGCAGGGAGAAGGAGAGAGUACUAAUAUUGAUGGGCACAAGAAGAACAGUGUGCGGCACAAACUGGUCUCCUUAACACUCAAGAAGAAAUCCAAACUGACGGAGGAGGUGACAAAGAGACUUCACGAUGGUGAGUCUACACUCCAGGGUAAUAGCAUGCUCGAAGACCGACCCACCUCCAACCUGGAGAAGCUCCAUUUCAUUAUUGGUAAUGGCAUCCUCAGGCCAGCCUUAAGGGAUGAAAUCUAUUGUCAAAUCUGUAAGCAGCUGACCCAGAACCCAUCCAAAAGCAGCCAUGCCAGGGGUUGGAUCCUGAUGUCCCUCUGCGUGGGAUGUUUUGCUCCUUCUGAGAAGUUUGUGAAGUAUUUAAGGAAUUUUAUCAACGGAGGCCCCCCAGGUUAUGCUCCCUAUUGUGAAGAGAGACUGAGGCGGACAUUUGCCAAUGGAACAAGGACACAGCCACCCAGCUGGCUAGAGCUGCAGGUACUCUGCGACAAGAAACCGAUCAUGCUGCCGGUCACGUUUAUGGAUGGGACGACAAAAACACUGUUGACCGACUCUGCGACAACUGCUAAAGAGCUCUGUAAUUCUUUGGCCGACAAAAUCAGCCUGAAGGACCGAUUUGGCUUUUCACUAUACAUUGCACUUUUUGACAAGGUCUCCUCGCUGGGGAGCGGCAAUGACCAUGUGAUGGAUGCUGUGUCUCAGUGCGAGCAGUACGCCAAAGAGCAGGGAGCGCAGGAGCGCAACGCUCCAUGGAGACUCUUCUUCAGGAAGGAGAUAUUCACUCCUUGGCACAACCCAAAUGAGGACAAUGUGGCCACCAAUCUCAUUUACCAACAGAUUGUGCGAGGAGUGAAGUUUGGGGAGUACCGGUGUGACAAGGAGGAAGAUCUGGCAGAACUGGCUUCCCAGCAGUACUACGUGGACUAUGGGUCAGAGAUGGUACUGGAAAGGCUGCUAAAUCUAAUUCCAUCCUACAUCCCAGACAGAGAGAUCACAGCUUCAAAAACAGUGGAAAAAUGGGCUCAGCUCAUUAUAGCUGCACAUAAAAAGGGAAUUUAUACUCAGAAGAGGGCAGACCCAAAAAAGGUCAAGGAAGAGGUAGUGGAUUUCGCACGUUUCAAGUGGCCUUUGCUGUUUUCUCGGUUUUACGAAGCCUUUAAAUUCUCAGGGCCAAGCCUGCCUAAAAAUGAUGUGAUUGUAGCUGUCAACUGGACAGGGGUGUACUUUGUGGAUGAACAGGAGCAGGUUCUCUUAGAGCUAUCUUUCCCAGAGAUCACGGCUGUGUCAAGCAGCAGAGGAGGAAAGCUGCAAGGGCAGAGUUUCACCUUGGCCACCAUUAAAGGCGAUGAAUACACUUUCACCUCCAACAAUGCGGAGGAUAUCCGGGACCUGGUGGUGACCUUCCUUGAAGGACUAAGAAAACGAUCCAAGUAUGUGGUCACUCUCCAAGACAAUCCAAACCCUGUGGGAGAAGAAUCUGGGUUCCUAAGCUUCCUCAAAGGAGACCUCAUAGUUCUGGACCAGGACACAGGAGAACAAGUGAUGAACUCAGGGUGGGCUAAUGGGUUCAAUGAACGGACCAAGCAGAGAGGGGAUUUUCCAACUGAUUCUGUCUACGUCUUGCCUACAGUCACCAUGCCUCCACUGGAGAUUGUGGCACUGGUCACAAUGACCCCUGAUCAACGACAAGAUGUUAUCAGAACCUCUCAGAUGGCAAUUUCAGACAGUGAAGAGAGAGUGAAGCCAUACACCUUGGAGGAAUUUUCCUAUGAUUAUUUUAGGCCACCUCCCAAGCACACCCUCAGCAGGGUCAUGAUCACCAAGAGCCGUGGGAAGGACAAGCUGUGGUGUUACACCCGUGAGCCCAUCAAACAACCACUGCUGAAGAAGAUCCUGGGCAGCGAGGAGCUGUCCCAAGAAGCAUGCAUGGCCUUCAUUGCAGUGCUGAAGUAUAUGGGUGACUACCCAUCCAAAAGGACCCGCUCAGUCAAUGAGCUGACAGACCAAAUAUUUGAAGGUGCCUUGAAAGCUGAACCCCUAAAGGAUGAAAUCUACUGCCAGACCCUCAAGCAGCUCACAGACAACCACAUCAAGUACAGUGAAGAGAAAGGCUGGGAGCUGUUGUGGUUAUGUACAGGCCUUUUCCCUCCAAGUAAUAUCCUCCUGCCCCAUGUCCAGAGGUUCCUGCAAUCCAGGAAACAUCACCCCUUAGCAGCAGACUGCAUCCAGAGACUUCAGAAAGCCCUGAGGAAUGGAUCCAGGAAAUACCCACCCCAUCUGGUAGAAGUGGAAGCCAUUCAACACAAAACCACCCAAAUUUUCCACAAGGUUUACUUCCCUGAUGACACUGAUGAGGCAUUUGAGGUGGAGUCCAGCACAAAAGCCAAGGACUUCUGCCAGAACAUCUCCAACAGGCUGCUCCUAAAGUCCUCUGAAGGCUUCAGCCUCUUCGUCAAAAUCUCUGACAAGGUCAUCAGCGUGCCUGAGGGAGAUUUCUUCUUUGACUUCGUGAGACACCUGACAGACUGGAUAAAGAAAGCAAGACCGGCAAAAGAUGGUAUAGUGCCUUCUCUCACCUACCAAGUGUUCUUCAUGAAAAAACUGUGGACCAACACAAUGCCUGGAAAAGACUCAAUGGCAGACUCAAUCUUCCACUACUACCAGGAGUUACCAAAGUACCUGCGUGGCUACCACAAGUGCUCACGGGAAGAGGUCCUGCAGCUGGCAGCUCUCAUCUACCGGGUGAAGUUUGAGGAUGACAAAUCCUAUUUCCCCAGUAUCCCCAAGCUCCUGAAGGAGCUGGUGCCUCAGGACCUCAUCCGGCAGAUCUCUCCAGAUGACUGGAAAAGGUCCAUUGUGGCAUACUACAAUAAGCACGCAGGCAAAACAAGAGAAGAAGCCAAGCUUGCCUUUCUAAAGAUUAUCUUCAAGUGGCCUACAUUUGGAUCAGCAUUCUUUGAAGUGAAGCAAACUACAGAGCCAAAUUAUCCAGAAAUCCUUCUAAUUGCCAUCAAUAAACAUGGAGUCAGCCUCAUUGAUCCCAAAACCAAGGAUAUUCUCAUCACGCACCCCUUCACCAAGAUCUCCAACUGGAGCAGUGGCAAUACAUACUUCCAUAUAACUAUUGGCAACCUGGUGAGAGGAAGCAAGCUGCUCUGUGAGACCUCUCUGGGCUACAAGAUGGAUGAUCUUUUGACCUCGUACAUCAGCCAGAUGCUAACAGCCAUGAGCAAACAGAGGAGUGCAAAGGGUAGCAAGUGA
Messenger RNA from Acanthisitta chloris (rifleman), 6570 nucleotides. Its product is annotated as unconventional myosin-VIIa-like. Gene Ontology annotation, molecular function: protein binding; ATP binding; cytoskeletal motor activity. Lineage: Eukaryota; Metazoa; Chordata; Aves; Passeriformes; Acanthisittidae. Gene Ontology annotation, cellular component: myosin complex; cytoskeleton. The record is from RefSeq and is a predicted model, not a curated record.